Messenger RNA from Fopius arisanus, 9718 nucleotides. It is a transcript of the gene PlexB, whose product is annotated as plexin B. Bases 684 to 6893 code for a protein of 2069 amino acids. Gene Ontology annotation, molecular function: protein binding; semaphorin receptor activity. Gene Ontology annotation, biological process: motor neuron axon guidance; sensory neuron axon guidance; semaphorin-plexin signaling pathway involved in axon guidance. Lineage: Eukaryota; Metazoa; Arthropoda; Insecta; Hymenoptera; Braconidae. The transcript has 4 exons. Gene Ontology annotation, cellular component: semaphorin receptor complex; plasma membrane. The record is from RefSeq and is a predicted model, not a curated record.
CGUGUCCGUCGUCCGUCGAAUUUUAAUGGCGGCCAACUCCGUAAACCCCGCUUACUAUUAUUGUCAAUUGACCAAUAAUCAAACUAACGUCCGCACACCCAAUCCUCAUCAGAGCAAAACAAAUGAUCAAACAAUCGAGUGAUUGAUCCAAUAAAGAGUGCACCGAGUGAAGUGAUAUAUUUAUUGAUAAGGUGAAGAAAAAAAAAGGAGGAAAGGCAAAAAAAACCUAGUGGUGAAAAUAAUAAAGAGUGCUCCCCAGGACGAAAUAGUCCCUAAAGGUAUAAUAUCCCAGCCAACGCUUGAAAACCACAGGAUUAACCCGUCAGUGUAACAUCACUACAGGAUAUCUCCGUAGUGCGUGUGCAACCAUGAUGAAUCAAGAUGUACCGUGAUACUAUUCUCAUCGUCAUUUUACCCACAAUUUCCAAACCGAAGAGGGGCUGGAAAUAGUGAGGCAUCAUGCUGUUGUACGAAUGGGCGCAUCGCUGUUAGCGCCAUUCGGACAAAGCCCUCUCCCAAAUCCUCUUUUCUCAAAAAAAAAAAGAAAAAAAAAGAAGAACCGAAACGAAAAAAUAUAACUCCAUUUCCCCCCUUUUAACGAGCCAAACAAACAAUCGCUGGAGCACAUAAAAAGUGUAACCCCUCUAUCCCCUGCAUGUUUCAUCACAAUUCACUGAUACGAGAUGAUAUACUCCGUACUGAGACCCUUUCCCAUACUGCUGGCAGUGCCACCUCCACCACGGUUGCAAAUGUCUCUGAUAAAAGAACAAACAAACAAUGCAAUAUCAUCGUUAGUUUGGCCAACAAUAUUCAUUGCAAUGGUAUUAACAACGAGUGCAAACGCAACGACAAUUCCCUCACCAGCCUCUUCCUCAUCAUACCUCUACUCAUCACCAGUACCAUCUGUACCAGGACCCCUUCCAUCCUCAUCAUCAUCAUCAUCCUCUUCGUCGUCCUCAUCCUCCUCACCAAUCCCCCAUCAAUCACAACAAUUCCCCCAAGAUGAAAAUCCCCACGUCGUUGCACGUUUUCCAUCAGUCCACCAUCGUCUAGAGUUGAGUCGUCUAGAUCCAAACCUGACACGCGAGGGUCCACUGCGCUUCAAUCAUCUCACCAUUGAUCCAACAACUGGUCGCCUCUAUGCUGGUGCCAUCAAUCGACUGUUACAAUUGGAUAAAAAUCUUCAAUUGGAGGAGAUCGUGUCAACCGGUCCCAAACUGGACAGUCCCCAGUGUCACGCUACCGGAUGCAUGUCGAGAGAGAUGACCACUUCAUUAAUGGACAACGUGAAUAAACUCCUAAUACCUGACCUUGAGUCGGAUACACUUAUCGCAUGUGGCUCACUGCUUCAGGGAGCAUGUGAAAAGUACAACAUGUCGGAUAUAUCGAUAAAACCCGAAUUUUUACCGCACAGUGUUGCUGCUAAUGAUGAUAAUUCAUCGACAUUUGCCUUCAUUGGUCCAGAGCGUUACAAUCCCUGGGGUAGAUCGAAUGUCCUCUACGUUGGAACAACAUUCACUAAUAAUGGUGAAUAUCGUCAUGAUGUACCAGCAAUAUCGAGCCGAGAUCUUUAUACCCUGGAAUUUGCUGAAUACGACUUUGACAAGCAAUCGAUACUCCAUAUUGACGUUAAAUACAGAGAUCACUUUCUGGUUAAAUACGUUUACGGUUUCAAUGCGAGUGAUUAUGCAUAUUUCGUUCUGGUACAAAAACAGUCGUAUUUACCUGAACAGGAGGAGCUCGGUUAUAUAUCAAGAUUAGCUCGUAGUUGUAUAAGUGAUGCAAAUUACGACAGUUAUACCGAAGUUACGUUGCAGUGUUCCGUUGAUGUUGGUAAUGGUACACAACAGAUAUACAAUCUUGUUCAGGAUGCUAAAGUUGCUGCUGCUGGUAGUGAUUUAGCAAUGCAACUUGGUAUACCGAUUGGUGAUCCUAUAUUUGUAUCUGUUUUUUCACCUAGCAAGGGAAUAACCAAUGAGGCAUUACCAAAAUCAGCAGUUUGUGUUUACUCACUGCAGGAGAUUGAAACAAAAUUCAAUGAGAAUAUACACAUGUGUUUCAAUGGGAGUAUAAAGUAUCGUAAUAUGGGAUACAUAAGUGGACCUAUACAGAACGGUGAAUGCCCAGUGGCUGGUACUACGGGUAAUAUAUUGAACUUCUGCGAAGUUGGAUUAAAAAUAUCUGGUGUCUCACCUAUUGUUGGACAAGCUGUGAUCGAUUUUCAAGACACAUUUGUGACAUCGAUAAACGUUGCCAAUACUGAGAGCCACACUGUUGCAUUUCUCGGUACAAGCAAUGGUGUUCUCAAGAAAAUUUUACUAUCAAGCUCCGAGUCAUCGGUUUACGAGAGCAUUCUCAUUGACAAUCAUCAAAAAAUUCUUCCCGAUAUGGUGUUGUCGCCUGAUGGUGAAUACAUCCAUGUACUGUCAACAACGAGAAUAACAAAAGUGAGAGUUGAGCAUUGCAGUGGUUACACCAGUUGCUCGAGCUGUUUGGAUGCUAAAGAUCCGUACUGUGGAUGGUGCUCACUCGAGAAAAGAUGUACAAUAAAGGGUGCAUGUCAGAAAGCAAGCAGAAGUAGUCCAAGAUGGCUGUCACUGAGUACUGGUCAGCAGUGUAUCGAUUUUGAGCAAGUUUUGCCUGACCGUUUGCCCAUAAAGCAAAUGACAUCGGUUCAAUUAACAAUUAGAACACUACCGGAAUUGCCCUCGGGAACUAAUUACAAAUGUGUCUUUGGCAAUGCUGAGCCCAUCAAUGCAGCUAUGACGGCGUUUGGCUUAUCGUGUCCAGCACCACCGGUCCCUCAACGACCAAAUAUACCCGAUGGCACUGAUCACGUACUGGUUCCCCUAUCAGUACGCUCCAGCGAGACAAAUAAAGACUUUGUAUCGCGCAAUUUUGCUUAUUUCGAUUGCUCGAGACACACUGUAUGCUCGGAGUGCGUUAAAGCCCAGUGGGCAUGCAGCUGGUGUGUCUAUGAUAAUAAAUGCACCCACAACACCAGUGGCUGUCAGGGAAAUAUUAUCUCUGGGGAUAAUCAUAGCCAGGCAACACUAGCUGCUCAUGGUGUUGAGUACUGUCCGCGUUUCUCUCGUCGUGAUGAGCCACUUAUGCUACCCAAUAAUGUACCCAAAGAGAUUAUUCUCGAAGUUGAAAAUCUACCCCAUCCACAAAUUGGCCACACUGGAUUUCAGUGUAUCGUUACAAUCGAGGGGGCCAACUUGCGAGUACAAGCGCGUGUUGAUAGCAGUCGUUUCAUUGUUUGUGACAAAACUAUAUACUCUUACGAAGCACUCACUGGUGAAUAUGAAGCGACCGUGACUGUCGUAUGGAAUACAAAUCAUCAUGUUGACCGGACGAAAAUUAUUCUGUAUAAAUGUGAAGUGCUGGGAUCACAUCGUGAACACGCUGACUGUUCUUUAUGUAUGACGAGGGAUCAGAGAUUCGAGUGCUCUUGGUGUGGUAAUAGUUGCACGUACAAACACUCGUGUCUAUAUUCACCAUUUGCUGAAUGUCCAAAGCCGAGGAUCGACAUGAUAAGACCGUUGAGUGGUCCCAUUGAGGGUGGUACACUCGUUACUAUCGAGGGAAGUAAUCUUGGGCUUAAAGAAACUGACGUCUCUGAUAAAAUUCACAUUGGUAAAACACCGUGUACAUUAGUUGAUUAUGAAGUAUCCGUUAGAAUAGUGUGUCGUACUGGAAAGAGAACAAAUACCGAGACUGUCACUGUUGUUGUUGGUAAUGAUGCUGGUUACACUGAGAGUGCUGUUUUAUUUCACUACAAGGACAUCAAAUUAUCCGGUAUAUAUCCGUCCGUUGGCCCACAGAGUGGUGGUACACAAAUUGCUAUAACUGGUAAAUUCUUGAAUAUUGGCAGUACCAUAUCAGCUUAUCUCGAUGAAUUGCCCUGUCACGUUAAUGCUACGCAAGCCAGUAGCACCAGACUAACUUGUGUUACCAGUAAAUCAGGGAGAGUGAGGAGAGUACAAAAAUUAACACUCAGCAUUGACGGCGCUAAUCGUACAUUGAACACCAAUCCAUUCAAUUACACCCAGGAUCCAACCAUCAUGGAAAUCAAACCAUUACGCAGCUUUGCCUCCGGUGGUAGAAUGAUAACUGUGCACGGUACAAAUUUGGAUACCAUUCAGAAACCCGAGAUGGAGGUUUAUUUUGAUAAUGAGAUUAAGCCGGUGAAUAGAACGGUUUGUACUGUGCUGAAUCCAACUCAGAUGGAGUGCCCCAGUCCAAGUAUAGCUGAGAAAUUUGCAAAUAGGCACAGGAGAGUCAGAGCUUUGAGAUCACUUCACAAGCAUGGCACAACAUUUUCAUCAUUACGAGCUGGAAAUAGUGAGAACGAGGUAGCACUGAGGAUAGCAUUUGUUAUGGAUAAUGUUGAGAGUGUGAGAGAUCUUGAGAAGCAUUUUCAAAAUUUGAGAAAUCGUUUGUCAUACGUUGAGGAUCCAAAGUUCUUUGCAUUUCCACAGAUGAUAAAAAAUUACAAGGGCGAUACACUGGUGAUCGAGGGUGAGAAUUUGAAUUAUGCUAGUGAUGAGACUGAUGUUAACGUGACUGUUGGUACAGCAUUGUGCAAUGUCACAUCACUGGCGCAUGCACAACUUGUUUGUACACCACCGGAUCAACAGCCAGCUGCAACAGAUGAGAUGGGAAUUAAAACUGAACGUGGAUUGCCUCUUGUUGUUGUACGUGUUGGACGUACUUUACGCUUUUCCAUCGGUUAUCUUCACUACGAAGUGAUAAAGACCUAUCCAAUACCACCUGAAGCAAUAGCUGGUAUUGCAGCUGGCACAUUUGGCCUUGUAUUUCUCUUUGUUCUUGUACUUGUUAUUUAUAGGAGAAAGAGCACACAGGCUGAGAGAGAGUACAAGAGGAUACAAAUACAGAUGGAUACGCUGGAGAGUAAUGUCAGGAUGGAGUGUAAACAGGCGUUUGCUGAAUUACAAACGGAUAUGACUGAUCUCACUGCCGAUUUAGAAUCAUCUGGUAUACCAACAUUGGAUCACAAGAAUUACAUUAUGAAGGUGUUCUUUCCAGGUGUUAUUGAUCAUCCCAUUCUCAAUGAUCCGAGAUCUCGAAAUAAUGCAAGAACUAAUUACGACGCUGCUAUGAUACAAUUUGAAAUUCUCGUUAACAACAAGUGUUUUCUCUUGACUUUUAUCGAUACCCUUGAGACACAGAAAGACUUUAAUAUAAGGGACAAAGUGAAUGUUGCUUCACUGCUUAUGAUAGUACUCAUGAAUAAGAUGGAAUAUGCAACGGAUAUACUGAUGAAUCUAUUAAUUAGACUUAUUGAGAAAUCGGUAGAUACUAAAUAUCCUCAACUGAUGUUAAGACGCACUGAAUCGGUUGUUGAGAAGAUGCUUACAAAUUGGAUGGCACUGUGUAUGUACAAUUAUCUUAAGGAUUACGCUGGUUCGUCAUUAUUUUUACUCUUUAAGGCUAUUAAGCAUCAGAUUGAGAAAGGGCCGGUUGAUGUUGUGACACAUGAUGCUAGAUACUCGCUGUCCGAGGAGAGGCUACUACGUGAACAGAUUGAUCACAGUGUUGUGACAUUGCACGUUAUGCAGGAUGAUUUGGAUGAGAAGAUUCAGUGUAAAGUGCUGGAUUGUGACACGAUAAGUCAAGUUAAAUCUAAGAUACUCGAUGCACUCUAUAAGAAUACACCGUUCUCAUUGAGGCCAUCGAUACACGAGGUGGAUCUCGAGUGGAGGCAUGGUAGAGGGGGACAUUUGACACUCCAGGAUGAGGAUCUCACGACAAAGUGUGCUGGUGAUUGGAAGAAAAUCAAUACACUGGCGCAUUAUGGAGUCAAGGAGUCAGCUGUUAUGUCACUCAUACCCCGACAAAAUGAUGCAUUCUCCGUUGGAUGUAAAACUUAUCACAAGGGAUCUCUGAGGAAUCAUCAUCAUUAUCAUCGUCAAUCAAUGAAUCGUAUCAAUCACUGUUCAACGGGUCAUUUACCAUCGACACCCAGUCACGGAUUAAUAAGUCCCAUUAUGUAUCCACAUCCACCUGGCAUUUAUUUCGAUGCACAACACACUCCAUCGCUAAUAACAUCUAAUGGGGACAUCGAGAGUGGAGUUAAUCAAAGGCUCUGGCACUUAGUCAGACCGAUCGAGGAUAACGUUUGUCCACAAACUAUUGGAUUUACUAAUAGCAAGCAUAAUCAUCAUCAUCAUCAUCCGGAGAGAACGCACAAAGCCAUACCGGAGAUAUUUCUCACGAGAUUAUUGUCGACUAAGGGAACUGUACAGAAAUUUGUCGAUGAUUUUUUCAAUACCGUUCUCACUGCCAAUGAUGCAUUGCCAUGCGCUGUCAAGUGGCUCUUUGAUCUUCUCGAUGAUGCCGCUAAACAGCACUCCAUAUCCGAUCCUGAGGUUGCACACGCCUGGAAAUCAAAUAGUCUACCACUCAGAUUUUGGGUUAAUUUUAUUAAAAAUCCCGAUUUUAUGUUUGAUAUUAAUAAAUCAACGACUGUUGAUUCGAGUCUAUCUGUCAUUGCCCAAACAUUCAUGGACGCUUGUUCGACAACUGAGCACAGGCUUGGCAAGGAUUCACCCUCUAAUAAAUUGUUAUUCGCCAAGGAUAUACCCCAUUAUCGGGAAAAAGUUGGACGUUUUUAUCAGGACGUACAGAGAUUACCAACCAUAACCGAUCAGGAUAUUUCCAGUGCCAUGCAGCAGUUGAGCGAUUCUCAUGCCAAUGAAUUUGACGUUAUUGCUGCGCUCAAGGAGCUCUACAUUUACGUCAGCAAAUACUACGAACAAAUUUUAGAGGCCUUGGAAUCGGAUGCAGGCUGUCGUCAGUUACAUCUAGCUCAUCAACUGGAAAAUGUAGCGUGUACGAUCGAGGGAGAAGAGACGAGCGCCUGCUGACACACUACCCCCAAUUACAUUGGGUGAACCCUCGAAAUUUUCAGAUGAUAAAACAAAUGAAAAAUUAACUAAUAAAGGAAAGGGAAGAGUGAAUAAAUAAGAUAAACACUGAUCAGUGCCUCGAUUUUGCGCAUCAGAUACACCUCGUUCAUAUGUACAAAAAGAAAGAUGAAAUGAAAAGUAUGACAAAUAUGAAACUUAUACCGCCAUAUAAAUGAUUUAAAAAAAGAAAAAAAACUGAAAAAGAGAUGAGAAAACGAAGAGAUAAAUUAAAGUAGUCUCUGCACCUUCGGUACAAUUCGAAGAAGAGGAUAAAGAAAAGAACAUUCACUCAAUUCAAUACAAAAGUAAAAUGGUCUUCUUUUAAUUCAAUUUUUUUCACUGCCAGUAAAUACAGUAGAGUAACAGAGAAAUAAAAAAUAAAAAUGAAAAAAAAAACAAAACAAAAAUGCAAAGCACGGAAAUAGAGUCACCGCACAAAAGGGAAAAAGGGAAAUAGACGAAAAAUAGCAGAAUGCAUUUAAAAGGGAUUGAGAACAAUGAGUAAGCGAUGACAUAAACAAAAAAAAAACCUGCAUUUUGAAGAACUAAUUAAUAAAAUAAAAAAGAAGCCAUAGUGCGCACCAGACUGUUUGUACUAGUGAAAAGGAGAAAACAAAAAUGGAAAAAAAAUGAGGUGUACAGCAGAGCGAGUAGUCUGUGAUUGGAGCAUGCGUGGCUAUGCCUAUUAUCUUCAUUACGAUAUAUGAAUUAUUAUUAAUUAUUAACAUGUUAUAUAGGGGAUUGAGAUGUAAACAAAGAGCAACUGUCUGAGGCUCAUGUUCUGUACAAGAUAAUUAAUUAGCUACUGUGAUCCAACUGAUAAUGACCACUCGAAAAAAAAAAAACGAGUAACGAAACAAUAUUCUACAUGUUGCUGUUUGUUUCCAUUGAAUUCUGUAUGUAUGAUAUACAUAAAAUAUAUAUAUAUGAGUGAUGGGAAGUGAUGUGAAAUGACCUCCGGUACGUAGUGAGCUAGAUUGGGGGGAUAAUGUAUUAUGUAUAAAUAAAUAUGAUCGUAAGGCUGAAUGGGGAUCGAGUGAUUGAGUGGAUAGAUGGGCAAAGUAACGAUAUUACUUUAAGGAAAAAGAUAAUUAAUGAGAUAAUGGGAGGGUCAUUUUGCAGAGUGUAUGGGGCAACUUUUUUUAAAACUUUUUUCUUCGUUGGAUGAAUGAGGCUCAGUCUGUUCUAGGCCUAGAUAGCAAUGUACGUAUGUUCUUGUACGUAAUUCAGUUAUUAUUUUCUUUUUAAUCUAAUUUUUUUUUUAAUUCAGUGGCCAAGUGGAAGACUCUUUGGGUAUUUGAAUAUUGAAUUUUUGUCGGUAUUUGGAUGUUUACGGGAAAAUGUUACGAUAUUUUCUCGUAGGGUCGAUUGUUUAAGAGAUUUAUUGAUAAUUUAGUGAUGGGACUGCUUGAGGUUCACCAUUUCGUCACUGAAUUCACUAUCAAUUCAAUACUGUAAUGAUCGCAAUGAAUUUCUCUGUUUAACGGUGACAGAGAUGUUUUGUAAAGCCAUACGAAUCUCGUGAGUAGGGUAUUGAUUAAUUAUUUUAUAAUAUUCAAUUGACGUCUGUUUUUUUAAAUAAUUUGUACAUUAUCUCAUUUUCACUUUGAUAUUGAAUCAUCAUCAUUCUUCAUCAACUAAUUACUAACUCAUUCCAUAAUUACUGCUAUUGUCCAAUUAAAUGAAACAAUUAUCAAUUGUACAAUUGUUCAUUAAGUAACAAGAGGAAAUUAACGAAAUAUUUAGGGUAUAAAAGAGCGGCAUUUUUGUACCAGAUUCCCAGGAAGCAUGAUGAUGUGCCUCGAGGUCUUGUUAUUUGUCGAAUUUUUUCGUUCAACAUUCGUAGAGAAAAUAUUGCGGAAAAAUUCUGGAGUUUCUAUGUUCUCAUUUUUUUAUUCAACAAAUUAUUGGACUCGCAGACGACGCUAAUGAGGUCUCAAAAAAAUGUAGCAACAGCAAAAUGUGAUGACGUAUCCAAUUAUGCAAUACCGUUUUUUUUUUUCAAUGGUAAAUUAACGCUCUCGUGGACUGAAAUAAACUACUCAAAUAUGCGUUCCACGGAUAACUACUCAAUUGACUGAUUAAGAAUUUUUUAAUACUCUUAUUUUCCAUUACUGUAACUUUUUUUAAUAUAAUUUAUGCCAUGCAAUUUUUUUUGAUGACGAAAAUAUUGACGUACGAGGGCAAUUGAUCGACUCAUUGAAAUCCCCCCACGUCAAUGGCUAAAUGUGAAUAGAAUUAAAUUUUAGUCAUCAAACAGCGAGAAGAAACUGAAAAAAAAAAGAUUUAUCGUCCGAUCGAUAUAAACAUUCAAUUUACGGUGAAAAUAAUUAAAUUGUGAAUGGUGGGACAAAGAGUGGAGAAUCGUGCUCUCUACAGUUGCCAAUAAUUUGUACUUAAAUCCAUGUGUCCACUCUCUGCCCCACCAUCAACGUCAAAAAACACUCUUUAUAUAUAUACAUAUUAUACAUAUAUACAUAUUGUAUUUAUUUAUAUUAUCAAUUGACGAGAGUACGUCAAUCUGUGCAGUGUAAUCUACUUAGCAACGACGGAAUUCCGUCCUGGCGCUUCAUAAAUUUUGUAGAUAUAGUUGAAGAGCUAAAAAAAUCUAUUUCAUAAUUUUUUAUUUUAUGGGUAAAAAUACGGACGUAUAAAUUUUUCUCAUUAAUCACUCGUAGAAGCGUGUGUAUGAUAAGAGUACCUCAUUUACGUAGAAGGUCUUCCUUUGUGAGAAACAACUAAAUGCGCCUUGUCCUGAAGCAAUUAAAUUAGUGAUAAUUAUA